Eruca vesicaria subsp. sativa (arugula) is the source of this 798-nucleotide messenger RNA. The record is from the annotation of a GenBank genome assembly. Lineage: Eukaryota; Viridiplantae; Streptophyta; Magnoliopsida; Brassicales; Brassicaceae.
AUGUCUCAAAUAUCUGAAACUUCUCCAAAACAUUGCGCCAAGAAAGGAGGGUUUAGCAUCAACAACCGUCGCAAGAAACUAUUCUUCACGUUAUCUAUUUUCUUCAGCGGCCUUCUCCUCAUCAUCCUUCUCAUCUGGCUCAUCCUCCAUCCCGCGAAACCCGAGUUCUCUCUCACGGAAGCCAAUAUCUACACCCUCAACCUCUCAUCCUCCACCACACAUGUCCUCAACUCCUCAAUCCAGCUCACUCUCUUCUCCAAGAACCCUAACAGAAAAGUAGGAAUCUACUACGACAAGCUACUAGUAUACGCAGCAUAUAGAGGACAGCAAAUAACAUCAGAGGCUUCUCUACCGCCUUUCUAUCAAUCUCAAGAAGAAGUGAACCUUUUGACAGCGUUUCUCCAAGGGACUGAGCUUCCUGUUGCUCAAUCCUUUGGUUAUCAAAUUGUUCGUGAUCGGUCAGCCGGUAGAGUAAUCAUCGGUAUGAAGAUGGACGGGAAGCUACGGUGGAAGAUCGGGACAUUCGUCUCUGGCGCUUACCGGUUUAAUGUGAAUUGUGUUGCACUCGUGGAUUUUGGACCGAACAUGACCACUGCUCCAUUAGGUUCAAUACAAGGGACUCGUUGUUCUACAGAUAUAUAAGAUAUGUUGAAUAAUCAACCAUAGAUAUACACUACAGUUUAUUUCACUGUGUUUUGAUGAUGUUUUCUGUUUGUCAUUUGUACUACUUGUACAGAUAUAGUAUUAAACUGUUUAUCUAGAAUUAUAUAAUAAUUAUACUCUUUUGAUGCAUACUAA